Messenger RNA from Cannabis sativa, 1427 nucleotides. RefSeq names its product MYB-like transcription factor ODO1. NCBI's taxonomy places the organism in Eukaryota, Viridiplantae, Streptophyta, Magnoliopsida, Rosales, Cannabaceae. The transcript is spliced from 2 exons. The record is from RefSeq and is a predicted model, not a curated record. Bases 379 to 1245 code for a protein of 288 amino acids.
CAAGGAGAGUUGAUGAGGUGUCACACACACACGGCCAUAAUAAUAAUAAGAAGAAGCGUGUGAGUGUGAUAUCAACAACACUUUGAAGCAGCUAGCAUAAUCAAAAAUCAACUAUUAUUAUUUCAAUUUCAAUUAAUAUAUAAAAUUACCCCACAAACAAGAAAAGGUGAGCUAGCCAAAAAAACCCACUUGUAUAUAAAGGUGGGUGCGUGAGGGGGCUUCACUUGUUGUUGUGUGUCUUGUGUGUGUACCAAAAUAUUUGCUAUACCUAAGCUAAUUAGUAAGUAUACUAUACUUCUAAUUAAUCAACUCUCUACACUAGCAAUAAGUGAUCAUCUAUCUCUAUUAAGGGAAAAAAAGGAAUUAGAAGAAGAAACUAUGGGAAGGCAACCUUGUUGUGACAAGCUUGGCGUGAAAAAAGGGCCUUGGACAGCCGAGGAAGACAAGAAACUUGUGAAUUUCAUUCUGACACACGGCCAAUGUUGCUGGCGGGCUGUCCCCAAACUGGCGGGUCUCCGCCGAUGUGGGAAGAGCUGCCGCCUCCGCUGGACUAACUAUCUCCGCCCAGACUUGAAGCGUGGCCUCCUUAAUGAAGCUGAGGAACAACUUGUUAUUGAUCUUCAUGCUCGUCUUGGCAACAGGUGGUCAAAAAUUGCAGCUAAAUUACCUGGAAGAACGGACAAUGAGAUUAAGAAUCAUUGGAACACUCACAUCAAGAAAAAGCUUGUUAAGAUGGGAAUUGAUCCAGUUACACACGAACCUCUCAACAACAACAGCAACAAUAGUAUUAUCCCAAAUGAAGAAAUAAUAAAGCCUUGCACAGCUACAACAACUAAUAAUAGUAUUGAUCAGAAAACAGAAGAAGAAGAAGAAGAACAAGAAAAGGGUAUUAUUGACCAGCCCAAGAGUAACAUAAGCAUCAAAACUGAAAAUUCUUCUUCGACGGACAAUGAAUCAUCCCAACCGUCUGAUUUAAUUAACAUGUACGAUCAUGACCCUUUAAUGAGUUACUUAUUGUCAGAGAACUUUCUCAUUGAAGAUUCUUCAUCAUGGGAUUUUCCUGAGGCUACUACUACUACUACCACUACUACUAGUACUACUACUGCUGAUAACUACAGUGAUCAUAAUAAUCAUUUUGGGGUGUAUUCUUCUUCCUCAUCAGAAGAAACCUCAACUUGGUUAUUGGAGAGUAACAAGGAUUUAUUAGGGGAUGAUGGAGAACUUUGGGCUUGGUUUCUUCAAUGACUGCAUAUAUACAUAUGUAUAUUUUAUACCAAUCUCAGUUUAAUUUUACCAAUGUGAAGAAUAAGUUUACAUACAUAUAUAGCCAAAAUUAAACAAAAAAAGAAAAGGCUUAUUAAUUUGUGUAGACUUCAUAUUUGGGUUAAUACUACUCUUCAACAAAUCUUAUUGGGUUUUUGUUUCAA